AUGACUUCCCAAUGGCAAGAGAUAUCGGCCAAGGCCAAACAAAAGGUCUUGGACGAUAUUCCCUCAGAAUGGCGGAUCCCUACAGACAAGGUCCCUGGAGAUGAUGUGCUAGAUGUGACCGGCAUCCCAGCUCAAUGUGGACUACUCUCUCAAUUGGACCUCGAAAUCACAGAGUCAUUCGCAACGGAAAUUGUAGCCAAGAUCGCCAAGGGAGAAUGGUCAGCAGAAGCAGUAACAACAGCAUUCUGUAAACGAGCUUCAAUCGCUCAUCAACUGACAAAUUGCCUGACAGUAAUCAUGUUCGACAGUGCCAUUGCUCGCGCCAAAGACCUAGACAUCCAUUUCCAAAAGACAGGAAAAGUCAGCGGACCUCUCCACGGCCUUCCCAUAUCCCUAAAAGACAACUUCAAUAUCCCCGGCUUCCCCUCUUCUGUAGGUUUCGCUUCUUGGGCUACGGAAUCUAUGCAACAAGAGAGCACAAUCGUCACCACACUGCGAAACCUAGGAGCUGUGGCGUAUGUAAAGACAAACGUUCCCACAGCGAUGAUGAUAGCCGAAAGCGUCAACAACGUCUAUGGCCGCACCCUAAAUCCUCAAAAUCGCUCCAUGACGUCCGGCGGCUCGUCAGGCGGAGAAUCUGCUCUCAUUUCCAUGCGAGGCAGUCCUUUGGGAGUCGGGACGGACAUUGGCGGGAGCCUACGAAUCCCAGCCGCCUGCACAGGUAUAUUCACCAUCAGGCCUUCUUAUGGCCGUUUCCCGCAUUUUGACGCACGGUCUGGUCUUUCAGGCCAGGAAGCUGUGGCGAGCGUCAACGGACCUAUGGCAAGGAGCGUUGCGGAUAUUCGACUUUGGGCGGAGAGUGUUGUGGGAACGAAACCUUGGUUACGAGAUCCUAAAUGUGUGCCGGGGUUGGAGUGGAGGCAUAACGAGGACGCUCGAGGGAAGGUGAAGAUCGGAGUGUUGUGGGAUAAUGGUAUGGUGCAGCCAACUCCGCCUGUUAAAAGGGCACUGAAGGAGACGGUUGAGAAAUUGAAGGCAAAGGGAUACGAGAUUAUCGACUGGCCAGCUACAGAUCAUGCCGAAGCAAUGGAACUUCUAGGCCGGUUUUUCGUCUCCGAUGGUGGGAAAUCCAUCGAAAAGAUCCUCAAACCUGUCGAUGAGCCUUGGAGACCUGAGAUGAAAGGCUACGAAGACGCUGGAGAAAUUGGCGUGCAUGAGUUAUGGCAGUUACAAUCUCGCCGGACGGCUCUUUGUAAGAGAUAUUUGGAUCGCUGGGAAGCAGCUGGUUUGGAUGCGAUUCUGGGACCUACGACUCCAUAUGCUACAACCAAAAACGGCGAGUUUAGGCACGUGGGCUAUACCGGCGUGUUUAAUAUUCUGGAUUAUAGCUCCACAUCCUUCCCUUGUGGGGUGACGGUUGAUAAAGAAAAGGAUUUGCUGGAACCAGGAAUUCAAAUUCAUGAUGAGCUGGAUGCGCAAACGCAGAGAGAGUAUGAUGCUGAGGUAGCGCACGGGAUGCCUGUGAGCUUGCAAUUAACAGGAAGAAGAUUGGAAGAGGAGAAGAUGUUGGCGUUGACGGAGAGGGUUGUGGAGGACUUGAAGGGAUGA
Messenger RNA from Ramularia collo-cygni, 1608 nucleotides. RefSeq names its product related to general amidase. Bases 1 to 1608 code for a protein of 535 amino acids. NCBI's taxonomy places the organism in Eukaryota, Fungi, Ascomycota, Dothideomycetes, Mycosphaerellales, Mycosphaerellaceae. The record is from RefSeq and is a predicted model, not a curated record. The transcript is spliced from 2 exons.